UGAAGCAGCCGGAGCCUCCCAAGGUGGCCCUGGGGGAGGAGGAGAAGCACCUGGCCUUUCCUUCUUAUCGUCUAGUCCGGUGGCACCAUUUCCUCUCACAGGUUCACCAUGAGGACUGAUGAGGUUCUGUCUGAGCAGUGCUCCUGGUAGAGUCAGAGAGCCUCGCCUGGACUCCCGGCACCAUGACCCCGCUGAAGAUGACUCUCCUGGUCACCCUUCUUCUGGCGGCUUCCCUGCAGGACACCCAUGCAGUUCGAGCUACCAAUGUGGGCCGGGAGUGUUGCCUGAAGUACUACAAAGGAGCCGUUCCUCUCAGAAGGCUGGUGCAGUGGUACAAGACCCCAGAGGACUGUCCCAAGGAUGCCAUCGUGUUUUUAACUGUUCAGGGCAAGUCCAUCUGUUCAGACCCCAAUGACGUGAGGGUGAAGAAGGCAGUCAAACACUUGAAAAACAUCAAGAAGUGACAUGGUGGUGUGCCCUGAUUUCUCCCUGGACCAUUUGGAAACUUCUGGAGGCCUCAGUAUUCGCUACCCCAAACCUCAGCUGCUUGGUUCCAGUGAAGGCCCUACGAGGACAAAGAGGAUCCUAGGUCUCCUUUUCUGAACUGGAACCAUGGCGUGAAAGGGGUCAGAUUAAACUCUC
Rhinolophus ferrumequinum (greater horseshoe bat) is the source of this 642-nucleotide messenger RNA. It is a transcript of the gene CCL17, whose product is annotated as C-C motif chemokine ligand 17. The coding region runs from base 183 to 464 and encodes 93 amino acids. The transcript is spliced from 4 exons. Gene Ontology annotation, molecular function: chemokine activity; CCR chemokine receptor binding. Gene Ontology annotation, cellular component: extracellular region. The record is from RefSeq and is a predicted model, not a curated record. Gene Ontology annotation, biological process: cellular response to type II interferon; inflammatory response; monocyte chemotaxis. Lineage: Eukaryota; Metazoa; Chordata; Mammalia; Chiroptera; Rhinolophidae.